Molecule: messenger RNA, 3114 nt
Organism: Pleurotus ostreatus (oyster mushroom)
Lineage: Eukaryota; Fungi; Basidiomycota; Agaricomycetes; Agaricales; Pleurotaceae
Exons: 21
Coding region: 1-3114 (1037 amino acids)
Biological process (GO): protein import into nucleus
Cellular component (GO): nuclear envelope; cytosol
Molecular function (GO): small GTPase binding
Source: RefSeq, a predicted model, not a curated record
AUGAGCCGCCUGCCUCCAUCGUUAUCGCGGACAACAGUACAAUCCGUUUCGCCUACAGAACUCCUAGAUGUGGUCUCAGGUGCAGCUUCUCAAGAUCCAAGCCGGGUCACCUCCUCUUCGACGCGUCUGAAGGAACUCUUGGAGGUGUUUGGCGCGUUCGACCUCCUGCAUGAAAUUGCUGCUCAGAAGGAUCUUCCAUUGGCUGUGCGGCAGCAAGCGAUCAUCCAAUUCAAGAAUCGUGCCCUGAACCACUGGCGAUCAAGAAAACUACUGUCCGACGAACAGAGAGUGCGUGUCAGAGCGCGCUGUUUGACUUUCUUGGAUGAAAGGGACGAUGUGAUCGCCCAAUGCAAUGAAGUUAUUGUCGCUAAGAUAGCACGGAUUGACUAUGCAAACAACUGGGCAAACCUGGUUUCGGAUCUCAUGGCAAACGUCGAUUCCAACCUACAAAAGCGAUACUCAUCCUCUACCGAAGACCCGUACACUACACUUGUUCUGCGGAGAAGCCUAGACUUGUUAAACGCCAUCAUCAAAGAGUUGUCCAUUGCGAAAAUGCUGAAUGGAAUCAAGGUCAUGUCUAAAAUUGUCGACGACCUUAGAAGCGUCUUCCAAGGCUACUAUAGUCAAAUUUGCUCUAAUUUCUCCAACGUGUCCAUGACGGCACAGGAGCUGAGCUCGGACAAGAUAUAUACUGAUCUUGUCCUUGGGCACCUCUGUUUCAAGUCUCUGGUGAAGAUGUCUAUUUGGGCGUGGCAGCGCAUUGACUCGUCUGGCAAGAAUGUUGAUUGGCUAGCGGAGCUUUUCUCUAGUGCUGCCCUUCAGUUAAGGACGCUCUUUGAGAUUCGCAAGAAUGUAUUACAAUCUGUACCUCCAUCCUCCAUCACCUCCGACGCCAACCUCAACAAGUCUGUGGAUAUUCUGACUCGACAUAUUCGUUUAUUCGGAAAAUUCUUCCGCCGUCUACAGCAGCUCUCAGCUUCCCGCUUCGUCGAUCAACCAAUGUCCACAGAUCUAAUACUAUAUUAUUGGUCACAGACUAUAGAAAGUUCUAAUCGUUCGCCGGACGCGAUUGCAGAUUCCAACACGGCGUUGUUCCCUGUGCGCUUCCUCGUCCAAUCCAUGGUUUUAUUUAAGGAGUAUCUUAUUCAAUGGCGCAGAAAUAGCCAAGCGAACAAAGGCUCUCUGUCACAAGAUUUCAUCGAAAACGCUGUUCGAAUCCUCGUCACCCGUUUCAUACCCCUGCACCCUUCGGAUCUCGAACGGUGGGUCGAAGAUCCAGAAGAAUGGGUGAGCGAAGAAAGCAAAGACAACGAUCAGUGGGAAUACGAAAUACGUGCAUGCAGUGAGCGGCUCUUGAUGACGUUGUCUUCCCAAUACCCGGCCAUCGUUAUACCUCUUCUCAAGACUACAUUUGAUCAGAUGGCUGCGCAACCGCCAACGGACCUUCAAGGUAUCAUCCAAAAAGAGGCACUAUAUUGCGCUUUUGGUCGUUGUGCUAGCCGAUUGAAGGAUUCCAUCCCAUUUGACGACUGGCUACAAAACACCCUCCUCGCCGAAGCUUCCGAGACCAAUCCUAUUUAUCCGAUCAUUAAACGCCGGAUCGCUUGGUUGAUUGGGAAAUGGGUGCACGACUCCUGCACUUCCCCGAAUAAUCCAAUCAUAUGGCGGAUUCUCAUUCACCUACUCCAAGACCGAGGACCCGGAACGGACGCCGUCGUGCGCCUGACCGCUGCGAUUGCACUGGGCGAAUGCGUAGAUACUCUAGACUUCAAAGUCGAGGCAUUCACUUCAUACCUGCCUACCGCUGUCUCUGAGCUCGUCAAACUCCUUAGCGAGGCAGAGACCGCGGACACGAAACGCCAAAUCGCGAAGAGCUUGAAUAUUGUCAUACAACAAUCAGGGACUGAGGUAACGCCUAUGGUGCCAACGAUAACGGCCCCCCUUGCUUCGCUAUGGACAUCUGUCGGGGACGAUUGGCUGUUUAAGUCGGCUCUCCUAGAAACGGUCACCAAACUUCUGGGCGCGAUUAAGGAGCAGUCAACUCCGCUCAGUGCUAUUGUAGUUCCUUUAUUACAAGAAAGUCUCUCUCCCGGAGCCCUCGCAAACCUCGACGAAGAUGCCCUUGUACUUUGGCUCGCUGCGCUGCGAAAUACUACCUCUAUCCAUGGCAUGAAUGGCGCCCCAGGGCUCAUUGACCUGUUCCCCAUAGCCAUGACAAUGCUUGCUUCAAACCUCGAUCUUCUAGGCAGCGUUGUCGAAAUUGUCACUUCGUAUCUCUUCCUAGAUGCUCGGACAAUUCUUGCGACGUACGGCACGGACCUCUUUCGCGCCUUUCUCCAAGGAUUGACCAGUGGAGCCGUGGGCCCGAACCUCAAGCAGAUGAUCGUAUCUUUGGAGUUUCUGGUUCAACUGACGCCUGCGUCAGUCUGGGCAGAACCGAUGCACACGUCCGGUCUCUUUGCGCAUCUGAUAACAAAAGUCACAGACGAUGAUGCCGGAUCCAUUGUCUUGACAGAAUUGAUUUAUCUCUUUGCACGCAUGGUGAUGGCAGAUCGCCCAAUAUUUGUACAACUCAUGUCGGCUACAACCUCGGUACAAAACACGACAGAAACGAAACUGUACGAAGGGCUGUUGGAUCAAUGGUGGAGCAAGUUCGACGCGAUGUCUGAGGCACGGCACCGCAAGCUGACCGCCAUGGGUAUCGCCUCACUCGUAGCCACAGGCCGCCCGGAGGUUCUACAACGGCUGACCGGUGAAAUAUUCAAUAUUUGGCUUGACGUCUUCGGCGAGAUCAAGGAGAUUGGAGCUGAGGCAGCCAAUGAUGCGCCUGACAGCAACGAACUUCUUUCUCCCUUGAACCUCAAGCGAUAUUGGGAACUUGACGAGGCACCUGCGGAGUAUUACUCAGAUUCGGAGGAUACGCCUGAAUACAAUCGCAGGAAAGCGCUAUACGACCAAGACCCUGUGCGCACCAUGAAGCUCAACGCCUACGUUGCUGGUCAUCUCCGUGACGUUGAGCAAGCAAUUGGUUCCCAGGCGUUCCAAUCUAUGUAUCUCUCCAAGGCCGACCCCACAGUAGUGAAGCAAAUCACAGAUGAACUAACACGUGCAUGA